CCCACCCUCACCGACAUGGUGGACCCGGACGCCCCGUGCCCCACGCGUCAUGCACUGGACGCUAGCGUGAACCCGGCAUCCGCCCCCUCUCGGCGUCGGAGACUGCGACCCGGCAAAUUCGGUAAUAGAAACAGGCGACCAAUCACCAAUGGCAACGCGCCGGCGGCUCGACGGCGUCGGACAAUUCGGGCAAUCGCGCGAUCCCAACCUCCAAGCAGCCGCCGCGGCCACGCGAGUCUACUUCCUCGUCCGUUCAUCCCCACCGAACCUGCCAGUGAACUGCAAACCUACCUACCCCCGGUCGCCGGUCACGGGUCUCCGCCCAGACUACAAAUGGAGCUCCGCACCUGCGCGGCCCCCAGUUCUGCGUCCCUCUCUUCCGGCCGUGGCGCGGUGCCAUCCUCGCGCCUCCUUUCCCGUCAAAUUUGGAGCCGAUCGGCAUACUGCACUGUCUCCUCCACCUCAUCAAGCCCUGUUGCUAGAAGGAGCCGGUUCUCCACUCUGAUGGCGACUGCAUACAACACAGGGACCCCGGACCUAGCUGACUUCAAUUGGGAUGCUCUUGGGUUUCAACUGAUCCCAACGGACUUCAUGUAUUUAAUGAGCUGUUCUUCAGAAGGGGUGUUCACAAAUGGUAAAUUGGUGCCGUAUGGGCCAAUUGAGCUGAAUCCAGCAGCCGCUGUGCUGAAUUAUGGUCAGGGAUUGCUUGAAGGUCUACGAGCACAUAGAAAAGAGGAUGGAUCAAUUCUUCUUUUUCGUCCACAUGAAAAUGCACUGCGGAUGAAAACUGGUGCAGAUCGGUUAUGCAUGCCUGCACCAAGUGUAGAGCAAUUCCUAGAAGCUGUGAAGCUAACUGUUCUGGCAAACAAGCAUUGGGUGCCUCCUUUUGGUAAAGGUUCUUUGUAUAUCAGACCACAGCUAAUUGGAAGUGGGGCUAUCCUUGGUGUGGCACCUGCCCCACAGUACACAUUCAUUGUGUUUGUUUGCCCAGUUGGGCAUUAUUUCAAGGAUGGUUUAUCUCCAAUCAGCUUGUUAACUGAGGAAGAAUACCACCGUGCUGCACCUGGUGGAACUGGUGAUAUAAAGACUAUUGGGAACUAUGCUUCGGUUGUUAGUGCUCAGAGAAGAGCCAAGGAGAAAGGCCAUUCUGAUGUUUUAUACCUAGAUCCAAUCCAUAAUAAGUUUGUUGAGGAAGUUUCUUCUUGUAAUAUAUUCAUGGUGAAGGACAAUGUUAUUUCUACUCCACUGUUAACGGGAACAAUUCUCCCUGGAAUCACAAGGAGAAGUGUGAUUGAAAUUUCUCAAAAUCUUGGAUUUCAGGUUGAGGAGCGUCCAAUCACAAUAGAUGAACUGCUUGGGGCUGAUGAAGUCUUUUGUACAGGAACAGCUGUUGUAGUGUCACCUGUUGGGAGCAUCACUUACCGUGGAAGAAGAGUGGAGUAUGGGAAGAACCAGGAGGCCGGAGCCGUGUCUCAGCAACUCUACGCCGCAUUCACAGCUAUCCAGAAAGGUGUCACGGAGGACAGAAUGGGAUGGACGUUGCAGCUAGCUUAGCAGCUUUCUAUCACAUGAUGAUUGAGCUCUACAACUCUUAUUAUUUCCGUUUCCUCAACAAGUCCCAAUUCUACCAACAGCCAUUUGUCGUGCAGCUCGCGCGCACAUCAUAUCAUUGCCCUGGGAGCAGAGGCAUUGGGCACACUGUUAGUGUGUAAAUAAAGUGGAUGUAUCUUACCUGUGUGGCCGUGUCCCAAACCAUGAUAUUCCUUUCCAUAAACAUUGUGCACACAUGUGGCUCUCUGAUGUAGCGAUGUGUAAAUUAUUGGCA
Molecule: messenger RNA, 1825 nt
Organism: Sorghum bicolor (sorghum)
Lineage: Eukaryota; Viridiplantae; Streptophyta; Magnoliopsida; Poales; Poaceae
Product: branched-chain-amino-acid aminotransferase 5, chloroplastic
Exons: 10
Coding region: 16-1554 (512 amino acids)
Biological process (GO): branched-chain amino acid metabolic process
Cellular component (GO): chloroplast
Molecular function (GO): branched-chain-amino-acid:2-oxoglutarate transaminase activity
Source: RefSeq, a predicted model, not a curated record